AUGAGCGAGCCUGACACAGCUUCUUCCUCACGCCACAAUGAUCAAUCUGCUCAUAGCUCAACCGCACGAGCCAAAUAUCCACGCGCUGCUAAAUCCUGGACCGACACAGAAAGUUCAUUUGCUCCCAGCGGAGAAGGAUCCGAAACGUCUCAGCAAUUGCAUAGUACACUCAAAUUCUCUACCGGCCCAACCCUUACUGUUCACGAGCUUGAGAUUCUUCACAAGACUGUCUGCAAUACGAUUGUUCCAUCAUGGCUUACUCGUGUUCCACACAAGGUUGGCAUGCCAAUGUGUGGUACUCUUAAAGCGGCGGAGUGGCUGAGCCUGUACACUGUGUACAUGGUUCUCUCACUUGUAGCAUAUCACAACGACGCAGAACCCCACUCUGACGCGUCCAAGAUACAUUUAGGAAUCACACUCGCCACACAGAUUGUCAAUAUCUGUUUCUCACGUAGUCUGACCCCCGAUGAUGUCAACACACUGCCAUAUCUACUCAGUCAAUAUCGGGUUGUCGGACAGACAAUGAUAAAGAAGCACACCCAAAGAGGGUUCUUUCUCAAUUUCCUCAGGAACAUACCUCCGAAGUAUGCCAAAGAAAUAGGAGCUAACAUAAUCCUCAGAGCUGCUGCAACAAACUGGAAGCCGUAUUCGCCAUCUUCGGAAAUCGCCGCCGCAAUCAAGCCAAUAUUACACGAAAUGGAUUGUGACACCGCACUCCAGUUCCAGAUGACUUCAAGUUGGAAAUUUGGUGGCAAAUGUUUCAGCACAUAUGCUGAACAUCAUGGGGAUAGUUAUGUUGAGUUCAUCCAUCAAGGGACCAAAGGAUAUGGUGUCAUUCAUUACAUAAUCAGGUCUCAUGAACAUGCCCAGCCUAUGUUUGUUCUGCACGUUUUCCGGGAUCUUGACUCACAAGAUGAGCAUAAGAACCCUUACCGAUUGCUACCUCACCUAAACGCAACAGUCAAGUAUAAUCACAAUUUGAUACUUAAGGCUUUCCUUACAAAGGAUAUCAUAGGUCACUGCGCUGCAUUACACAAUCCAGCACAAACCUUUUGCAUAAACAAGCCAACUGUCUCUCUUGUCGGUCUUCAAAGUAUGAGUAUGGCAGACAUGUCUUCAAGUGAUAAUCGAAGGUCUUGA
Melampsora larici-populina 98AG31 is the source of this 1140-nucleotide messenger RNA. RefSeq lists its product as uncharacterized. Lineage: Eukaryota; Fungi; Basidiomycota; Pucciniomycetes; Pucciniales; Melampsoraceae. The transcript is spliced from 3 exons. Bases 1 to 1140 code for a protein of 379 amino acids. The record is from RefSeq and is a predicted model, not a curated record.